AUGCUUCUUGCGACUAGUGGGUUUGCUGCGAUAGUCAGAGGCAUUACUUCAUUAAAUGGGGCGUGGGACCCUGAGGCCACGUGGCGAUUUAACCACAGUAUCUUCGGCCGUGUCUUUUAUGGCCUUCGGCUUCGGCCCAUAAAAUCGCGGUCGCGAGGUCGAGAGGACUCUGCCUUCGUAGCUUUGUUUUGUUUUCAGAAAGGCGAAAUGCCUAACGAAAAAGUAGGUGCUAGGGCCGAGAGGAAGUCCCUUCAGUCAAUUUAUGACCGUGAUUUAUUAGGCACAAACAUUCUCAUAGCUGAAGCCACUGGAGUUUCUGACACAACUCAAGGGUACCCAGAUACUCCUGGUAUAUGGACUAAGGAGCAAGUGGAAGCAUGGAAACCGAUUGUUGAUGCGGUUCAUAUGGUAAUUUACAGGUUGGAGAAGAUAUAG
Molecule: messenger RNA, 435 nt
Organism: Prunus armeniaca (apricot)
Lineage: Eukaryota; Viridiplantae; Streptophyta; Magnoliopsida; Rosales; Rosaceae
Source: the annotation of a GenBank genome assembly